AUGCCUGACGUACAGGUUAAAACAAACGAACCACAAUAUGAAAACUGGCUUGGUGCUCACUCCAAAAAAGACAAAUAUCUCACUGAGUCACCAUUACUGGACGUUGAACUUCCGCAUGGUUUGCAACUUUCUGCUCGACGUGGGCCUGAAGUUGAGCUCUAUGAUGUAGCCGGUGUUCACUUACUUUGUCCAACAGACACAAGAUCGAAUAAUCAAAACAGUAAACAUGUAUGGUCUGGACUUCAUUGGUUUAAAUCAUUUUUCAACUCCAAACAUAAGAAAAUUUCAAGUGAUUCCCCAGUAGUUCUCUCAAAUAAGAGUGCGGAUAUCAAGUCCAGUUUAUAUAAUCUCAGUUCUAGUCAUUUGCCCACUAAUGCAUCGCAGUGUAUUUCAUCAAAUUACAACCAAAAAACACAAACUCGUAAUGAUUUAUCAUUGUCUACUCAACAUGCUAUCUGCCAAAAACAAUCAUACUUUUCCACUAUAAAGGAUAAGCUAUCAAAUGAUUGGCUCUGUCUAAAUACAACUAAUAAUUACUGUUCAUCACCAAACGUUUAUAAAUACUAUGAAAAUUACUUCAUUUUAAAAUAUCGUCAGGCGGAAAUUAAUCUAUUUAUUUCUUUAAAUCUGAUUGUUUGCAUUUUCUUAGUCGUAUCUAUGAUGAUUUACUCAAACUAUAAUGCACUACCACCAACAGUUGACUCUUCAUUUAUUCAACAUUCAUAUGCUGUUUCUAGUUUACAUUUAACUCACAUAAAUUUAAUACGUUUAGCUUUACUGAUCAGUUCAACUGUCUUGCUUUUAAUUAGUGUUCUUUUUGCUAACAUGCCAUGCAUUUCAAAAUCAUCUCAUUCAAUUCAACAUAUUAUGUCCAAUAAAUCUUCAGGUAAAGCCAUUAAACCUCUGUAUACUAAAAAUAACAGUACUGAUACUGAUAAUCGGACCUAUUCAUAUAAUAGUGACACCCAAGAAUCAGUAAAUUUAAUUAUGGCCCGGAAACUUCGUAGGAAUCUUCAUUGGUCUCAUGGACUAAGCUACAUAGCUUGUAUACUUUUCAUCUUAGCUAAUUUGCCAUGGUCUAAACUUUAUCACACCUUAUCAAAGGUACAUACAACUCCUUCAGUAGUUCAACAGUUCAAUUGCAGCUCUUCUCAUUUAGCCUACUCAAAUGAUACUUCCAUUUCAUUCAUCAUGAAUCAAAUUACUAUUGUUCAUCAAAAUAAUCUGUUUGAUUUUGAAAAUACCAACCAUUUAAUUGAUAACCUCUGGUUACUUAUUUUCAGUAUCAUUCUUAUUCUUGGAUUUUUCGAUGUAGAUAGUAUAUGGUCAAAGUAUUGGAGAUAUGGUCUUACUAUUAUAAUGUCAAUUCUAUAUUUUGUAUUGGUCAAUCUUAAUUAUGGGUUAACACAUUCUGAAACAUUGAUAAAAAGGUCGAAUUUAAUUAAUAAUACUGAUACUGGGAAUAAUUAUAUAAUCUUUGUAAAUUCUUCAUUAUGCCCCCAAUGGAUUCAAAAAGCAACUUUAAUACAACCUGUUUUAUGGUGGACUGAUCAUCGGGGAAUAUUAUGGCGCAGUAAUUUAGCAACAUUGUGUGCAAUAUUAUGUGCACAUUUAAUUGGUCAAUUAAUUGCAGUAUGGACUAGUCGACAUCGGUAUCGUUUAUUUCUUACAGCCAGUUAUACUCAAGCUAUAAUUUUUCGAUUACAUAUGACACAAUCAAAAUUGCAUCGACUGAGUGAAUGUUUGGUUCCAGCUCCGUUAGCUGAUGACUUAGUAAAUGAUUUUAUCAAUGGACAUUUAAGUUGGAGUUCACCACUUGUAAUCUAUUUGCGUAAUGUGACUUUUCUCAGUGCUGAAUUAGUUGGUCUAUCCAAUUUAAGUUCCAAUUUAGCAUCGACAUUGAAAUCGAACACAAAUAUCAAUCAUGAAUUAAUCUGUCAACAAUUCAUUUCAUUUAUCAAUGAUAUCUACACAUGUUUUGAUUAUCUAGCUCAAAAUGAAUCAUGUUAUCGUGUACGUUUAAAUGCUAAUGAAUAUCUAUGCAUUGCUGGUUAUCCAGAAACUCGUGUGGAUCAUGCUAGAUCAUGUAUUGAUUUAGGAUUGAAUAUGUUGAAAAUUAUUGGAGAGAUUAGUGAACGUUCUCAUGUUCAAUUGGAAUUACGUGUUAGUGUACAUACUGGUACAGCUUAUGCCAUUGUACUUGGUCGUAGUCGAUUAGGCUUUGAUUUAAUCGGUGAUGAUGUCACAUAUGUGAGUCGGUUGAAAUAUGCUGCUUAUCGUCCAUGUCGAGUGCUUACAUCACGAUCGACUUUCAAUCAAUUACCGGAAGGCUUUCGUGGUGAAGCAGGUCCAAUUUUCGGUUACCCAAACCCAGUAAUUAUACCAACAAAUGAAUCUAUCAAGUCCAACCAUCAUAAUCAAACAACUAUGGAGACGUAUUUUGUCCAACCUCGGACUGAAUCUACCACUAUUGUUGAUACCUUGAAUCCAAUUGAUUUAAAUGGUUUACAGUCGUCAUUGUCGUCAUCAACUGCUGAUUGGUCUGCAUUGACAAAUCUUGACUUGAAUUCAGCAAGUGCGGUAAUCACUCGAUUGGCAUCAGUAGCUUCUAUUCUAUGCCGACAUAUAAUGAAUAAGAAUAAUUCAUUAUUAGACGGUAAUGAUAAUAGCAAUAGUAACACUAGAAUUCAUGAUAGUCGAAAUAAUACAUUACCUGAAUUGCCGUUGGGUUUUUUAUUCCAUUCUACACUUGAUCAUCAUCAUCACCGGUACCAACAAGAACGACAGAGCUUACAUCAUAAACAUCAUCACGAUGAAGAUGAAGAAUCGAAAGCGAUCAAAGUGAAUUUAUUACGUAUAUUGUCUAAUAAAGAAUUUGAUUUAUUGGAUUAUUCUGAUUAUAAGCAUUAUGAACCGAUUGUUACCGCUACUACAACAACUAACAUGACCACGACCAAUGAUCGAUAUAAUUCUCAUCCAUUAGAAUUCAGUUCCUAUCACCGUCAUCAUCAUCACCAUCAACAUCAUGGCGAUGGUCAUCCACCGUUAAACGGUGAACCGUCUUCAACUUCAGAAUUACUUGCAAUGAUUGCUGUUAAUUUAGCUGAAUCACUUGAUCGUGAUCAUUCUAAUUAUGGUGUUGAAGAUGAUAAUGACAUUGCAGAUUGUUCGAAUAAAUUUUUACCAUGUCAAAAAAGAGCUGGGAAAUUGAGAAAGAACUGUCCUUCCAUAGUCAUGGACCCACCAACAAAUACAGAUGUGAAUGGUGGUGAUUUAAAUUUAGCCGUCGGUAUAACCAAUUCAAUGGGUACUAGUUUUGCAACGACUACAGCAACAACAGCACCAUUACACCCAUAUUCCUCUGUUGAAGCAAAUGAUCCAGUUGUCGGUGAUACAUAUAAUAAGAAUUCGGAUUAUCAUGAGUUGAGUUUAUUGCAUAAUUUAAAACCGAUGAUCAAUAAAUCGUCUUUAUUAAACACUACACCAUUAAAUGAAAAUCAACCAUGUUGGUUAACGUUGAAACAAUCAAAGCAUCAUCAGUCAUCGUUGUCAUCUAGUAACAGUAAUCAUAGCUUUUGUAGUACGCCACUAACCACUGUUAAAAAAUAUAAUCUUAUUAUGGAUUGCUUCAAGCGUAAUCUUCAUAAAGUAUCAUAUACAAGUUUAUUUUUACACAAUACCAAUAUUAAUACUACUAUAUCAAAUCAUGUAACAAAUUCAAUGAUGAAUGAUACUAACAACAUAGAAGAUAAUAAACUGUACGACCCUAAUAAUAUGGAUAAUAAUGAAGAACGCAGAUUUUGUCGGGGCAAUAAUAAUGAUAGUAAUUUGACUGGUUUAUUGAAUUUAUUCUGUUUCAAUUGUACAAAACAACGUUAUCAACUAGAAAAUGGAAAAUCUGUAAAUGAUAAAUUCAAUGUGAAUGAUUUAAUGAAGAAUCAAUCAUCAUUUGUUGAUAUAUUAUACUUUUCUACUAUCAUAUAUAUCCCGUUUUUAAUUUUGUUUGGCUUUAUACAUUUAUUGGUUAUGCCGAGGUCCCUUCUACUAUUUGUUGCUUCUUCGAUUGCUACAGCUUAUAUAACCUUACAGUUAGCGAUACUAGGAGCUUGUAAACGGUUUCCGAAACUUAAUUUACUGUGUUGUACUUCGCCAACUAUAUGGGCUCUAUUACUAUGGUUAACGGUGAUCGUAGUAACUGUUACCACAUCAUUGAACAUGUUUUUGUGCAGUUCAGUUAAUGAAGUGAAUUAUAUCAAUGAACCUUACAGUUAUAGAGAUUUUGUUAAUAUACCAUAUGAACAGUAUCAAUUUCAUUCAUUCAAUAAUAAUCUUUCCAUUACGUCUCUAUUAAUAAAUUAUAAUUUUAAAGGAAAUAUCUUUUCACAAUCACCGUCAUCAUCGUCUUCGUCAUCGUCAUCAUCAUCAUCAUCAUCAUUGUUAUACAACAUGUUUACUAAUUCACCAGUGAAUACUAUAACUAACACUUCUUCGAUUUCUUCUCGUAGUAAUAGUAAUAAUUUUAAUAGAGGUUAUGGAUAUCACAGUUUCUUUGAUGAUCAUUUCAUUAUAAUUGGUUGUUUAUCAAUCCUUAUCUCAACUAUAUUCACAUCUGCUGCUUUGUAUAGAGUAAAUACAAAAAAAGUAAUACUAACUAAUCUACAUCAUAGUGAACAUAUGAUAAUGAAUGAAAUGAAUAUGAAAUACAUGAUUAUUACACCACAAUUAACACGUUUCUUAAUUGGUUUAAUGAUAUUCAUUUUACAUAUUAUCAUCAUUUUAUGGACUGUUAAUUAUAAUGGAUUAUUUUAUAUAUUACAAUGGAAUUAUGAAAAACAUGCUAGCAACCAUCUAUUUCAAGGAACAUCCAUUCAACAGAACUUGUUUAUUCCGAAUUUUGUACAAAGUUUAUUUGCUCAAUUCAGCUUCUUAUUAUUGGCUAUUCUAUUACCGCGAAGUUUAGAAUAUCAAUGUAGAUUAAUGCAUCAAUGGAAAAUGAAAAGUCAAUCUACUUUAGAGAAGUUAUCAUUGACAAGCUCAGCAUUGGCACGUCUACUAGUUUCUAUUGUACCACGCUUUGUGAUAGCUAAAAUAUCAAGUCCAGAGAGGGCAAUAGAAAUCUACAGUAAAUCUCAUCAGAAUAUCGGUUUAGUUUUAAUUAAUUUUAUUGUAAUUCCAUCAAAACCAUUAGUAACACAACAACAAAAACAAUCAGCUGAUUCAUCUCAUAACAGUACUGCAUCGACAACAAUGAAUAAUUCAGAAUCCAAGUCAAAAACACAAAUAAACAAUGAAGAGCCAACAGAAAUCGCUGAUCGAGUACGUUUAUUAAAUCGUGUUAUUCAUUUGGUUGAUUCACUUGCUCUUGGACAACAGCAGCAAACCACGGCAGGAGAAAAUACCAUGAAUGAACGAGAAAGUAACAAUAGUAAUACUUUAAAUAAAAAUGCAAAGGAUGAUGAAAAAUUAUUUUCGUCAUUAUUAUCGUCGUCAUCAUCAUCAUCAUCAUCAACACCUUCACAGGCUGUAUCAUCGAAAUUAAAUCUAGUUAAAGUUUAUACAGGAGGAACAAUGGUUGGAUAUGCAGCUGGACUUGGAACACUUGAAGAUUCUGAUUGUCAGAAUCAUCAUUCUUUGAAAGCAUCACAGACAACAACUGUAAAUCAAUGGAGCUGUUUAAUCAAAUUUAUUGAACGUGUUAUUGUUAUUUGUGAUCAAAUUAAUCAAAAGACAAAAUCCUCCUCAUCGUCAUCAUCUUCUGGUAGACAAAUUUAUGUUCAAGCUGCUCUUCAUUCUGGAUCAUGUAUAUUCGGCUUUGUAUCCAGUCAACAUCCAGUUUUCACGUUAUGGGGUGAACCAUUAGAAACGUGUCGCCAGUUAUUAUCGAAACAUCAGUUGAAUCACUUAGGCUCCCAACAUUUUAUAUUGGCUACGGAUAAAUUGAUUAGUUUAAUUCCCUCAAAUUUAUUGGAUCCCUCAUCGAUUGCUAAUUUACAUCUCAAUACUAAUCAGAAAACAACUAUUGAAAAUAGUAAUUUAUUGAACCAAUACUUAUUCACUUGGUGUACUAUUGAUCCUUCCAAUGGAAAGAUUAUAUCAUCGGCGCAACUUCAACGUUCAGCACCACUAGUGAAAAUGUUGGAUGGACGACCACCAUUUAUUGAUCGUUUACUUCAUUUUUGUACUGUUCGUUCAAAUGCUACCAUUAAUACAACUACUGCACCUGCCAAUGAAACAACUACUAAUACGAGUAUAAGUAGUAAUUUGCCUUAUAUAGAAUCGACUUCGGAAUCAAAUAAACAAGUUUGUUCUUUAUUCAAUACAUAUGAUCAGCCUGCGUCUGUGUUAUCUAAUAAUCCAGUUACAAACGGUUUGAUAUUAUCACAGACUAUCAGUGGUGAUGUCAGCAGCCAAAAGCAAAAUCAUGCAUGUGAUCCAAUAAAAUCCAAUCAACUUUCAAUCGAUCAUCAUUCUCGACAUAACACUUCACACUUACCAUCUACUAAUGACAGUAAUGAUAGAAAUGCCAUAAGAACAACAACAUCUAUUUUACCCAAUCAGAUAGCAUUGAAUUCAGUAAAUCCUGUUCCAUUUAACUCUAUCCAUGAAACCAUACCCAAAGUUUUGAUUCCAACGACAACAACAAUAGGAGUUCAACAACGUUUGGCAAAUGUUGUCGAACAUACUAACCAUCGACGUAAAAGUCAGCUGAGUGCUGGUGCAAAUGUACUGGUCAAUACACCGACUAGUCAGUUUUGCAAUUCAAUUUCUUCACCACCGCCACCACCACCCCAUCAACGAAGUUAUCCUUCUAAUAUUACUAAUAAUAAUAUGAGUGCAGAGUUGUCUACUCAUUUAAAUACUCCAAUCAGUUGUACCAUUACUCAGUCACCAGUUCUACAGUCGACUACCGUGACAGGAACUGCUAACAUGCAACAUGUCAACAAUAAUGACAGAAAACAUAAUCCCGCACCUCAUAUCUUGAAGAAUUCUCAACAGAAAUGUGAAUUUCCAUCAUCGAAUAUUACUCACAAACCAUGUGAAAUAAAUCAAGGAAAUCAUAAACUUCAACCUUUUUCGCCUCAAUUAGAACAUCUUACUAAAAAGAAUCAAAUACAUAGUACUACUAUUACUACGACUAAUAAUAGUAAUAAUAAUAAUCUAAAUGCACCGAAUCCUUUAUUGAAACCUGUUCGACCUAGUAGUUAUUGGCCAGUACCUGAUGAAUCGUUACUAUCAUCGGAUCAAAUACAAACUAAUCACCAAAAUAAUAAUUCAUGUAAUAAUAAAGAAAAAUCAACUAGACCUAUAUCAGCCGGUAUAACAAAAAAUUUUGAUGGAAUAAUAUUGAAUAUUUUAAAUAAACCACUUCCUGAACAUUCAUUACUGUCAUCGUCAAAAAAUAUCGGAGAUGGUGGUCAACAUCAACAUCAUCGACCGAUAUCAUUGUCGUCAACUGAUUCAUUUCUAGCUGCUGAGCGUGCAUGUGCUUAUGCCACAGAUGGUGAUGAAGAUGCUACCACUAACACUACUUAUAAUAAUAAUAAUAAUAAUAAUAAUAAUAAUAAUAAGUACAAUACUACCAUGAGUAAUAAUGAUAAAAAUAAUCAAAAUAUAACUUGUCCCAUGUCAAAUAUUUGUAAUUCACAAUCUAUUUAUGAUUGGGAUCAUGUACAAAAUGCUAUUAAUCAACUUUCAUCUAUUCAGAAUAAUGAUCAUAAUAAUCAUGAUAAAAAUAUUAACCCUAAUAAGAAUUUCUAUACUUUCAACGGAAUCGAUGAUUAUGAUGAUGACGAUGAAGAUGAUGUCCGUAGACAUUCUAAAAGAAAUGAAAAUUCUACAAGUCAUCAUAAUCCUUUGUAUACUGAUAAUGAAUACGAAUCAAUGGCAGAGAGUCAAAGUAAUUUAUCAGAUGUGGUUAACAACUCAGCCGUCAUUAAAAAAGCUAAUAGGAAUUCUCGUCUAGGAUUAUUUGCUACAUCAUCACAAGUAGAUCCUCGAGAUAGAUUUGUACAUCAAACACCAAUCACACAACAACAGUCAUUAGGUACUAAUCAAACAAUGGGGAAUCUUAAUGGCGAUAUGGAUAUUUCGAAGAAAUUAAUCAAAGAUUCAAGACUGUCCUCAGUAAUCGAUCCUUCAUCAACUAAUAUUAUACAUAAUUUCGUGGAAACUAAUGGUCAACCAAUAAAUACUAAUGGUAUACACUUUCAUAGUGCUAGUCACCCAAUGCAAAAAAACGUAUUAGAUUUUCCCGAUUAUCAACGUCCCACAAGUCCAGGUGGAGGAUAUUCACAUGAAAAACAACAAUCAAUGUAUCCAACUGAAAUUGAAAAAUCUGAUCAUUCAGUAAAACAACAACAAUUAAUAUCAAUAAGAAAUGUCAGUCAUCAUCAUUCAUCAUCACCUGUAUCAGGAUCUUCAUCAACUGGUCAUAGUUUAGCCAGUGGUAGUCGUAAAAGCGAUCAACAUCAUCAUUCAUAUUGUAACAAUGGAAUGAUGAUAGCCAAAACAAAUGUUAAUGAUUCUAAACAUUCCUCUAAUUCAUCACGAUCUAAUUCACAAUGUCUUCAAUCUCAAUCAAAUCGUUUAACUAUGAUCGAAACAACACCACGAUGUAUAGAUCAUAUUAUUAUACCGAAUAUUUCGGAUACACGAAGAACACAAGUCAAUAAUCAGUGCUUAAUAGAUGAGCCUAUGGAACGUUAUGAUAUCCCAUAUAUACCGCAUGAACAUAUAAAAUUGAAUUCUUCCUCUUGUCGAGAACCAUCGGAGUGUCCAGAUGCCGAAUAUGUUGGCACAGCAUCACUUGAACCGUUAAGCAUGGCUGUUCUAACUUCAAUGACUGAAGAUGGUCUUACAAGUUGUGACGGUGAAGAGCUUACAGAAGAUGACGAUGCUAAUGAUGGCCUUGAUUCGAUGACUGAUAGUAAUGUUCUUUUGCAACAUCAAGAUAUCAUCGAGAAUCUACAACAUUUGAAUGACCAUUCUUCAAAUUGGCUCCUUUCAUCUAGAGGUGGUCAUCUAGUGAAUGGAAACAACAAUAAUAAUAGGGUUAUACAUAAUGUUUCUACCGAUGAUGUUGAUACCAAUUAUAAUGUUGAAAGUCUUGGUCAUCAUGUUCAUCAUCAAAUGACUGAUAGCUUAUUAGCUAAUCCAGAUUUGGAUGCAAGAGACUCGGAAUUGGGUGAAGAUUUUGAUUACGCAACACCGGAACAAAUUGAAUCUAUGCAUUGUCAUCUAAAUCAGAAUAAUUCAUCAUCAAAAUCAAAUCGACAAAUGAGCAUGAAUUAUUUAAUUCCAUCAAAUAAUAACUUAUCAAAUAACCAAAAUUGUGUGAAACAUAAUAACAGCAAUCUAAAUAAAAACAAUAAUAAUAAUAUUGGUAGUAAUAUGAUUCGUAAUAAUGAUAAUCAUAUGCUACUAGAAGCGGCUUUAUUGUCAACAUCCACGACACCCUUAUCACAAUUUGGUGCUCCAGUGGAUAGUAGUUCAAAUGAAACUUAUUCAGUUAAUCAUAAUCAUGAUAAACAACCAAUUAAUAAUUCGUCAUCCAACAUUGAUUUCGAUGAUUUAACCAGUGAGGAACUAUUUGUUUAUCAUGGACGCAUUGGACAAGGAAUUAAUAAUACUUCAGUCAAUACUAAUAAUAAAGAACCAUCUUAUCUAUCCAACAUUCAUCAAUCCAAAACACAAUUUACUCAGAAUGAUGAAUUGAACAAUAAUUCACAUCAUUCUCAAUGGAAUAAUUCUAGUGAACCAAGCAAUUCAACAAAAAAUAUUUCACGACCAUCUUUACCAGAGAUAGCACCAGUUAGCUUACCGGAUUUUUCAUCACAUCCUCACCCUAUACAAAUGGCAUUAAAUAGAAUGCCAUGGUAUUCAUCAUCACCAUCUGGUAGUAGAGAUCAUCAAGUCGUCAGUACUCGUCCAUUUGUUUUACCGUCAACGGUGAUAUCAUCAAUAAUUACAAAUAAAAAACAGCAUCAAUUAAUAGAUCGAAUGGAUUUAAGCUCAGAUUAUGAUAAUCUUUAUCCAAAUUCGUUUCAAUCACCGAACAACAAAUAUUAUCCAGAAUGUAAUCUUCAAGUUUCGAAUAGGUUUAAUAAUAAUAAGCAUAGUAGUACUUUACAAAGAUCUACAACAACUGAAAUAACUGCCACUGGCAGCAAUAAUAAUGGUACUGCAGCUGUGGUAGGUCGUCCAGCUUUAAGAAAAUUGGCUAAAGUUAAUCGAUCUCGUACAAAUUGGCCACUGAUUACACCUGGAGAGGAAAGUGAUACGAUGAGCGGAUAUAUUGGGGAUGCUGCCUCAUCAGUUUACGAUACAGAUGAUGAUGAUGACGACGACGAGGGUGACAACGAUGAUGAUGAUGACGGUGGUAGAAAAAAGAAAAAUACAAAGGAAAUAACUAGUCUAAAGGCUGGUAUUCCGCUUGAAACCAAUCGUAAUAAUAAAGAUUCUUCAAUAAUAAAUACACCAGUUUCAAUGGAUCAAAAUUUUCGUUUAACCUCAACCACUAAUAUUACUCGACAAUGUCAACAACCUGUGAAAAAUAAUUAUACUAAUUUAUUUCAAAUUGAUGAUCGUAAUUGUCUACAUUCGGUGAAUAAUAAUGAACAUGCUUCAAGUUCAACUCAUUAUAGUACAACUGAUGUUGUUUCACCUUCAUAUUCGUCGAAUGUAAUCAACAGUCACGCUAGCGUUGCUACAGAGAAUUUUCAUCAUAAUAACAAUAAUAUGUUGUCUGUAGUUCAUAGGAAGAAUAAUAAAAGUAAUAAUAAUGAAUCAAUUACUGAUAAGAACCAAGUAAAUUUAUCUGAGAAUCAAUCUAAUACUACUACUGACAGCAAAAAUCAUGACCAUUUGAAUUGUACUAUUAUCAUGGAACAAGAUUUUAAUCAACAUCAACAAUCUGCUGUCGCAAACCUACAUCGAACUAUUAGUAUUGCUGACAGUCAUACAAGCGGUGGCCGUUCCGAAUAUGAUAAUGUGGACAAGUCAGGCUUUCAAACUGAAAACAAUUCUUUAUUACGUACAUUUAAUGAUUAUCAUAAUCAAUUGGAAUUAACAAAUUAUACAUUAAACUAUAGUGUUACGACUAAUGAACACUUAAUAUCAUCGUCAUCACCACCAAUAUCUAACUUAUCAACAACAGUAAUUGAGAAAAUGAAUUCAUCUUUGUUAUACACACAAUCAAUGAAAUCAUUGUCCCAUAAAAUUAAUGACACCAACAAUGAUAAUAGUAGACAAAAUAAUAAUAAUACAAAAUCAUCACGAAUUCCACUGUCAUUUACUCAACAAAAACCACUACCAAAUCACAGUUUGUUUGAUGCACAAAUUGCAGCUGAAGCUAGACAAAUUAGUAGACAAUUACGUGUUAUGGGUUGGAUUCCUGUCGAUGGUGAACAAUUCACAACAAAUGCUAAUACAAGUGAAAAUUCUGAUGGAGAUCAUAUUAAUUGUGAAGCAGAUUUAUUGCCAACUUCUGGUUUACAUCGAACUCAUUUAUUUUUAUUACCGGGGAGCUCUCAAAUUAAUCGAGCAUGUUCACGCCAACCAUCUUUACGAACUUGUAGACUACGAUAUACUGGUACUGGUGCCUUUGGAAGUGGUAUUGGCAGUGAAACGGUGACUACAGUCACUUCACAACUGGAUGAAGAUGAUGAUGAUGAACGAGCAUUUGAUAUGAACAAUGGGGAAUAUGAUAUUGACUUGUUUCAUGAGAAUGAUAUAAAUAAUAACAUCAAUGAUGAAAGUCAAUUUUCCACUAAAUCAGGAUUUCAUGGAGAUGAGUACAUUGUAAAUGGUGAAGUCCCUUGGCAAUAUGAUGUUGAAAAAUGGACCUAUCAAAACUUUAAUCAUCCACAACUUGGUUGUUUACUUGUUCGACCACGAUCUCUUAGUGCAACAUGUUUGAAUAUAAUAUCAUCAUCAAUCAAUAAUUCAAGUUUUGAUGCUCCCCAUAACGACAAUGGGGAUGAUGAAGAAGUGAAGGAACAGAAUAAACGUUGGAAACUUGAUAAUGCUAAUGAUGAUGAACAUAAAUUAGGAUGUAAUUCAAUGAAAAUCUCCAAGAUUGAAAAUUCUAUACAAGAAAUAAACGAACAUUCUAGUCCACGUUUAAAACGUUUAAAGAAACGUACUGAACAUGUACGUAAUUUAUUACCAGCUAAUUUGCAUCGAUUUAUUCUACCUGGUUGUAUUAGUUCAUUAAGUCGUUCAUCAUCUAUUGGUACAUCUAGUCAUUAUACAACCAUAUCUGAUAUGUUAUUUUUAUCAUUAUCACGUAGAACAUCAUAUCGUCGACAUCGUUAUCAUCGUCAUCAUCAUCACCAUCAACAUCAAUCUGAUCAACAACAAUAUGAUCACCAUGACCAUGAUUUUGAUGUUAGUGAUAAUGAUAAUCAAUCUAUAUAUCAAAAUGAUCGAAUUAAACAAUUUUAUAAUGAUGUUCAUAAACAAAAAAUGCCUAAUUCAAUUCAAAAUUAUCAAUAUUUAAUGAAAUUUUCAAUAGAUAAUCGUAAAUGGUCUAGUGAUCCAGAAUUACAAUUAACAACUACCUGUCAAACAAUUGAUCAUAUACACUACUAA
This is a messenger RNA of Schistosoma bovis, 12591 nucleotides long. Lineage: Eukaryota; Metazoa; Platyhelminthes; Trematoda; Strigeidida; Schistosomatidae. The record is from the annotation of a GenBank genome assembly.